AUGUUUUCCUUAGCACGGACAAUAGCAGAUGUCAAAAAUAAGCCGACAAGGACUCCAAUGGCCAAUCGAAUUCUACUUGGCACAAUCUGUCGAUUAGAUAGCACUCCAAGGUUGGAUGACAUCAAAGUUGGCGCUGUGUCCUUUCGUGGAAAUUCCACCAUUACAACGACUAAACAAAGUUUAAUGAAUCAUGGAAUGGUCUUCGAUAUGAAAAUACCAACGAAAUCAAGAAAAAUGAAAAUCGUGGCAACGGCAGUGCAGAAAAAGAAGCCGAUUUCGAACAUUUGGCAAGAUAAACACGUUCUUAACACCCUAUUUAAAUAUCUUCGACCAAAAGAUGUCCUUCAAUGUUCUUCCGUUUGUAAGCUAUGGCAUGACAUUCUGAUACCCCAUUAUGUAAAUGGUAUGCGAUUGGUUAUUGAUUUCAAGCGCUCCAACCAAUCAAAGCGGGAGCAAAUGGAGGAACAGCUUCGAUUAGCUUAUCGGUGGAAGAUUUCUGCAGUCUCAUUGGUUCAUAUGCGAGAUGAACAUGUAUCGAAUUUUAUUCGAGCCUAUUAUACCACAUUUCGAGAAUUCUUCCCUCAGUGCCCUAUUUCUUCACCAGAAUUUGAUGAUGAUGAAGCAUUUAAAUCUGUUCCAGAUCUUUUAGACAACAGUUCUUGUACCGAUAGCCUUGAUCGAUUUCACCUUCGACGGCUGGAGAGUGCACCAAUUGAAAUUAUCAUGAAGCCUUCCCGUCACAUCACUCAGUUAACUGUUGACAAGUGUUACCUUAGUGAUUACGCUCUUGAGCAGAUGUUGACAGUUAUGCAUACGGUGACAAAUUUAUCAAUUUUCAGCUGCAAUCGUCUUUCUGAUAUGGCACUUUGGUCAUGUCUUCGACCAUGGACAACACAACUUUGUGUGAGAGAUUGUUUGAACUUCAAAGACGAUGCACUCCAAGCGAUUAUUCAGAGUGCUCCAGGACUGCAAGAAUUAGAUGUUCAGGUGAGCAUACAGCAAUUGAGGGUUUUGUCUGUCUGA
This is a messenger RNA of Rodentolepis nana, 1023 nucleotides long. The record is from the annotation of a GenBank genome assembly. Lineage: Eukaryota; Metazoa; Platyhelminthes; Cestoda; Cyclophyllidea; Hymenolepididae.